AUGCAUUAUCUGUUUCCCAGACAUCCUGAGACCAGCAGACGACGCGUCCUGACCUUCUGCUCCAAGCAGGCUCUUGGAAACCACUUUCACAGCAGCCUUUUGACCCGGGUGGACUUGGAACUUGGGUUCGAGAUGCCUAGUCCUAGCGCCGAAGACGACACGAAGGACGAAGCAUACGAUUCUUGUCGUGAGUGGGGCAUUAGAAAAAACCGGUUCUGGGUCAAUUUGUCUGGUUGGUUAUUGACCCAUGAGUCAAUAAUGACAGUCAAGAUUUUACAAAUCGACUCCAUCAUGGUAAGUCCUGGACCAUUGGGAAGCACACCCGAGACCGUGCGUGGAGCAUGGCAGGCUCACCAUGUACAUACUCAAAUCACACAGUCCACAGAAGCGAGGGGAACUCGUAAGCAAUUAGGUAAUUACCUGUUCAAAGUUCCGACAAAACCAAUCGGUGCGGGUGUGGAUUGUUUACAUUAG
Molecule: messenger RNA, 474 nt
Organism: Ogataea philodendri
Lineage: Eukaryota; Fungi; Ascomycota; Pichiomycetes; Pichiales; Pichiaceae
Exons: 4
Coding region: 1-474 (157 amino acids)
Source: RefSeq, a predicted model, not a curated record